Kockovaella imperatae is the source of this 2020-nucleotide messenger RNA. Its product is annotated as multicopper oxidase-domain-containing protein. Gene Ontology annotation, molecular function: oxidoreductase activity; copper ion binding. The transcript is spliced from 8 exons. Lineage: Eukaryota; Fungi; Basidiomycota; Tremellomycetes; Tremellales; Cuniculitremaceae. The coding region runs from base 42 to 1985 and encodes 647 amino acids. The record is from RefSeq and is a predicted model, not a curated record.
UUCGGAUUCGUUCAGGCCGUACCAAUGCAAAAAUAUCGAAGAUGCUCGCCAGGUCAAACGUUUAUGUGGGACACUGUCGACCUCGCAACGAACCUCGCCAGACAUCACACGACCAAAUGAACGGAUACACUCGUGUCGCUCAAGACGACGGCAUCGUCAUGCGAGACCUUAAGAGCGACAAGCGCCAAACUGAGCCCAUCAAACGAGACUCGGCUCACCGGCUCCGAACACCAUGGUUUUAUGGCUCAGCUUUGGUUUUUGCGGCUGGAUUGAUUUACUACUUGUCUACGGCGUAUGGAGCGGGCUCUUUGCCUCCACAGUCUGCGUAUCUGCAGGAGCGCUUUACACCUCGUCCAGAGCUACAUAUCAAUCGUCCUCCAGAAGUCAGAAGGUACAAUCUUAGCUUGGGAACUUCUGAAGCUCGCCCGGAUGGAGUCAAAAAGACAGUUUUCACCAUCAAUGGACUCUUUCCAGGGCCACUCAUAGAAGCCAGAAGUGGUGAUUGGUUGGAGGUGAAUGUUCACAACGGUCUCGACGAAGAGACGAGCUUGCACUGGCACGGUCUUCGACACGAACACGGCAGCAACAGUGAGGAUGGCGCCAUUGGGGUCACACAAUGUCCCCUCGCGCCGAACGCCACGAAGAUGUAUCGGUGGAAAUUGUCCGACACACAGCACGGCACAUACUGGUAUCACUCGCACCAUGCAGCUCAGCGAUCUGAUGGUCUACACGGCCCAUUGAUCAUUCACAAACCAACGGAUGCCAUCGAGCAUGGUCGGAAUCCAGAUUUGCGGUUAAGAUGGAAACGGAGCGGUUUAUCCGGUCCAGAUCAACUCAUCCUCAUGAUGGGAGACUGGUACCAUCGCACAGCUGCUCAAACACUCGAUUGGUAUCGAUCUCCAACGUCAAGGGGGCAUGAGCCGGUUCCCGACAAUCUACUGAUCAACGGGGAACAGAGAUUCGACUGUGGACGCAGUAUCCGCAAAGUCGAUUGUGUGGCACGUGAGGGGUCGAUACCGCGGUACAACUUGAAUCCACGGAAAACGAAUCAGCUCAGGCUCAUGAACACUGGUUCCUUGGGCAUAGUGUACUUCUCCUUGGACAGCCAUCUCCUGCGAGUGAUGGAGGCCGAUGGAACACUCAUUGAGCCGAUUACCGUCAAGGAAUUACCCGUUGCACCUGGGCAGAGAUAUUCUGUCUUGCUCGAACCCCAAGAUUGGCUCUUAAGGGGCAAGGCAUACUGGCUUCGAGCCCGAUUGGACCAAGAAUGCUUCAACUAUCCAAAUCGUGCUCUAGACCCCCUGACACGAUCGAUCAUCUCGUAUGGAGGUAGUUCCACGCAGCUGCCGACUUCAGAAGGCUGGGGCCUCACGGAGGAGAAUACCUUUGACGCUUUAUCGUUGCGUCCUAUGGAUGCCAAUGAGCGGGUGCUUCCUGAGGCAGAGGAGCAGAUUGUAUUGUACGUGAAUACCGAAUCAAGAGCCUCGACAGGCGGUCUGCCCACAGCAUUCAUCAACCAAACGUCAUGGGUGCCAAACAGCCUCAAUCCAAUGCUCAUGCGAGAUGUCUCGCACAUAGAGACCGGCAGACUGUCGCAAGAUGAAUUCGUGAUCACUACACCGCGCAAUCGCAGCUCUGUAGUGGACAUUAUCAUCAAUAAUUUCGAGCAGGGCACACAUCCCUUUCAUCUUCAUGGUCACAAAUUUUGGCCUCUUCACACACACACUGCACGGUACGGCAAAGGUGCAUACGAUUGGCGGUUCCCACCAGUACUCCCCGAAACUGCGCCGGCUCUGCGAGACACAUUCAUGAUCCCGCCUUAUGGACACGUCGUGAUCAGAGUCAAUUUUGACACGCCAGGAGAGUGGCUUUUACACUGUCAUGUUCUGGUCCACCUCGCAACGGGCAUGGGGGUAAUUUUCAACGUCCGAAGCGAUGAUAUCGCAGAUUUCGAGAAACUGGCGGCAUGGGAGAGCUGUCAAUGAGAACGUAGUGUAUACCCUGUUUGCAUUGUACACAG